Messenger RNA from Mucor mucedo, 582 nucleotides. Its product is annotated as Endonuclease/exonuclease/phosphatase. Gene Ontology annotation, molecular function: catalytic activity. The record is from RefSeq and is a predicted model, not a curated record. Lineage: Eukaryota; Fungi; Mucoromycota; Mucoromycetes; Mucorales; Mucoraceae. The annotation marks the transcript as partial. The transcript has a single exon.
AUGAGUACUACCAAGGAUCUCACCAUCACCAUAUGGAACGCAAACGGUCUGGUUCGUCAAGAAACUGACCAUGUUACUAAUAAUCUCUUUAAUUCCGAUCUCAUAUUUAUCACCGAAACCUGGCUUCUCCCUCCUCUCCAGUUACAAACAACAAAAAAUUGGACCCAAUAUCACACUUUUGGAUCCAAAGCACAAGGCACCAAAACAUGGCGUGGACAACGAGGAAUCUCUCUAUUAAUUAAUCCUAACUGCCAUUACAAUGUUACACACUUACACCUCUUUGCUCCAGAGCAUAAGUAUAGCCAAUUUAUUUUCUCUUGCCAAAUUUCAGAUAUUUUAAUCCAUUGUGUCUAUUUGCCACCCUCUCUAUCUGAUGAAUUUGCUUUAGAUCUUCUUGAAUCUCUUCCAAAAACAACACAUCACUCACAAAACAACACAAUUAUUUGUGGCGAUUUCAAUGCUAGAAAUUCAAUCCUGUUAGGUGACACACGAUCAUCCGCUCGAGGCACCAAAUUAGGCGACUGGAUUACAGUAAAUGGAUUAACCUGCUGGAACGCCAUCUUAGCAAAAGGUAUACCCACC